AUGGUAGACAACUUUCGCUUCUACACAGAUAUGGGUAAUCAAGAUAAUUAAUUUGACAUUGACAGUUCUAAAGAAAAUAAUGAUUUAUUUGGCAUGAGUGGUUUGCUUGUUAGUCUUUGUAAAUAAAAUAACAACUUGGUACCUAAUUAGCAGGAAAGAAUGGACAUACAAAGCAGAGUAGGCAAGGAUAUUACAAAUGUGCUACAAAAUCAAAUGCACAACAACUUACCCAUCAAAAAGGCAAUUAGCAGCAACUUUUAGGAUGAAAAAAAUUAAAUAAAUAUGCAAAAGAGCUUGUAAUAAAUUCGUGCUCACAACAGAACUACCUCUAGCAUUCUAUUUGUAGGAAAUAAAGGCAAAAAAGAUGGUAUAUAAGCUAAUACAACUCAAGAAUAAUAACAAUUUUAAUUUAACGACUAAGCAAGAGCUUUUUCUAAUAAACCAGUCUAUAAUAACAAUGUAAAAGUGAAUAAAAGUGGUAAUUUUGCACAAAUAACUAGCAAUUAUCACUAGAUGAAUAGAAUCCCAGAAUAAUUUUCUUGUGAAAAAGAAAACACUAAUUCUUAUGCAGCUUAAUUUCAUCUUUAGUAACAAUCUAAUUAAAUUUAAAACAUGCAAUGCUAGACCAACUUUUUGGCUCACAGUACCAACAAUCUUCAAUACAACAACUUCAAUAACAAAUCAAAUCCUCAUUUAAAUAUUUUCGCUUCUUAAGCAGUUAGCACUUCGUUAAACUAGCCCUUAUCAACAAUCACAGAUUUACCUCUAGUCCAGCCAAUUUAAAAUGAAGAAGAAAAUGAAAAAUGCGUAUCUGGAACAGAUAGCUAAUAGCUCAACUCUUCUAAUAAGUUAGCUCAUUUAGAAUAUAUCCGCGAAAUCAUUUCUCACUUAAGAGCAACAGAGAACAAUUUCAGUGCUAAAGGAGGAUACAUGGGUGUUGUUUAGAAAGAGAUAAAUGAAAGAAUGAGAUCAAUUUUAUUAGAUUGGUUAGUUGAUGUUCAUUUCAAAUUCAAACUUCGUACUGAAACCUUAUUUAUUACCAUUAAUCUUAUUGAUAGAUAUUUGGAAUAAGUACCAUUAGAAAGUAGUAGACUCUAAUUGCUUGGUAUAACUUCUUUAUUUAUUGCAGCUAAGUACGAAGAAGUAUACUCUGUUCCUCAUAUUAGUGACUUAGUCUAUGUUUGUGAUAAUGCUUAUAAGAAGGAAGAAAUUUUUGACAUGGAAGGAUCAAUAUUAAAAGUUCUUAACUUUAAUAUUUUAUGUGUUACUUCGUUCCGUUUCUUAGAUUAUUUUAUUUAGUUUGAUGAAUUGGGAGAGAAAAAUUACUACCUUGCUCGCUAUUUAAUAGAAAUUGCACUGCUUGAGUAUAAAAUGAUCAGUAAUGCUCCAAGUCUUCUUGCCUCUGCUGCCAUAUAUUUAGUCAAUAAAAUAAGAAAGAGAGAUGUUGCAUGGAAAGAAAGCAUGAUCGAAAUCACUGGUUAUUUGGAAUAAGAUAUCCGUCCAUGUGCUAAAUUAAUUUGCCAUAUUGUUUAAACAAUUGAUUAACGUAAGUACUUGGUUUCCCUUCGCAAAAAAUUCUAAAAGCCCUAAUUCCUUGAAGUUGCUAAAAUCAAAAUUGAGCAACGCAAAGAAAAUAAUGCUUUUUGCAAAAACUAAAUUAAAAAUAACAACAACGGAAAUUGCAUUUAGGCUUCAUAAAAUCUAACUAGUUCGGUAUGUGCUCCCUUCCAAGAAUGUGCCUCUAAAGACUAAGAAAUAAUUCCUGAAAUAUAAAACGAUAAUAGCAGCAAUAAUUUCAACAAUCCUAAUAACUAUUAGCAAUAAAAUCAACCAGCUUACAGUUACAAUAAUUUUUAGAAUUACCAUUCUAAUAGCAAUAAUAAUAUUUAAAAUGACUAAUGCAACAUAAAUUUAUAAGAGUAGUAAUUGCAAUAAGUACAAUCUGUAGAUAUUACUGUACCACUUUAAGCAGCCUGUGUUUUGAUUGAAAAGAGGUUUGCUGAAAUAAAGCCAAGUAACUAUGUCUAAUGUCUAAUUAAUAAAGCUCUUUAAGGAACCUAGCCAAUUGAGCUUAAAGUACCUUCAUAAAUGUUACUCUUUAUGAUUGAAAAAAAAAUUAAAAAUAUUUAAAAUAAAACUUUGCUUUGGCAACUUCCUAUCAGAUUAGUUAAAAUAGUAACAAACUCAAUGUUCAACCCUGAAAAUAUUGAAGAUCUUGGUUUGAUUCCAACUGAAUUUGUUAACUUUAUGAUUGAAACUAUUUAUAAUGAAUAAUAAAUACUGUAAUAAAAUUCUCAAAGAUAAUAUUUCAGCAACCAUCACCACAAUACUACAACCAGUAAUAGCAACAAUGUGGCUAAUUCAAAUACAGUCGUUUUCUAAAAUUUCUUUAACAAUUGA
Messenger RNA from Tetrahymena thermophila SB210, 2400 nucleotides. Its product is annotated as amine-terminal domain cyclin. Lineage: Eukaryota; Ciliophora; Oligohymenophorea; Hymenostomatida; Tetrahymenidae. The record is from RefSeq and is a predicted model, not a curated record. Gene Ontology annotation, biological process: mitotic cell cycle phase transition; regulation of cyclin-dependent protein serine/threonine kinase activity. The transcript is spliced from 4 exons. Gene Ontology annotation, molecular function: cyclin-dependent protein serine/threonine kinase regulator activity. Gene Ontology annotation, cellular component: nucleus; centrosome; cyclin-dependent protein kinase holoenzyme complex.